GUGCAUCCCACACGGAAGUUGGGGAGGCCCGCCUGCCGCCUGGCAGCCACUCUCCUGCUCACACUGUGACCAGCAGCCCCAACGGGCCAGGACAGGGUGCACAGCCAGCAUGCAGGAGGAAGAGAGCCUCCGGAUCCUGGUGGGGACAGAAGGGGGCAGCUUCCCUUUGGAGGAGAGGGGCACUUGUGAGGCCUCUGAGCAGUGGGACUUUGUGCUUGUGGCUGCUCACCACACCCAAAAGAACAAGGAGCAGAGGCAGCGGUUCCUGGAGGAGCUCAGGAGAAAGGGCUUCGAGUGGAAGGAGAGCAAGGGCCAGAAACAGGUGUUCUUUGGGAUCCGAGCCGAAGACAAGAUCUUUGAGCUAUACCGCACCCUCCUCAUGGAGCCGAAAGGCCCUGCCCCUGGAGUUGAGUCGGCCACGCCAGCCUCUGUCCCAGACACCACGAGAAUCAGAAUCGUGAACUUUGUCCUGAACCAAACGAAGGUAGCUGGAGACACCUUUGAGGAUUUGAAGAAGGACCGGGUCUUUGAGGCCACAUUCCCACUGCACAAGGGGGAGGAGGAACUGGAGAAGACAUGGGCCCGGUGGAGAAACCUGGUGCGCAGGCAGCCGAUUGACGACAUCAGGAACUACUUCGGGGAGAAGGUGGCUCUGUACUUCGCCUGGCUGGGCUGGUACACCUACAUGCUGGUGCCCGCCGCGCUGGUGGGCCUCCUUGUCUUUCUGAGCGGGUUUGCCCUGUUCGAUGCCAGCCAGAUCAGCAAGGAGAUCUGUGAGGCCCGGGACGUCCUCCUGUGUCCUCUGGGCCACCAAAGUCGCAGCUUCCAGCCGCUCUCCAGCACCUGCACAUUCGCCAAGCUCACCCACCUCUUCGACAACGAGGGUACCGUGCUGUUUGCCAUCUUCAUGGCUUUGUGGGCCACGGUGUUCCUGGAGCUCUGGAAGCGGAAGCGAGCCGAGGUGGUCCUACACUGGGAUCUGUAUGGGUGGGACGAGGACCAGGAGGAGAUGGCGCUGCAGCUCAUCAACUGCCCUGACUACCAGCUCCAGCCUCACCAGCACUCCUACCUGCGCAGCACCAUCAUCCUGGUCCUGUCUGUGUUCAUGAUCUGCUUCAUGAUCGGCAUGGCCCACUUACUGGUGGUCUACCGUGUGCUGGCCGCUGCCCUCUUGGGCACGUUGCCCUUCCUGGAGAAGCAGGUGACCACAGCUGUGGUGGUGACAGGGGCCCUGGUGCACUACGUGAUCAUCGUCAUCAUGACCAAGGUCAACAAGUACGUGGCUCUGAAGCUGUGUGACUUUGAGAAGCCCAGGACCUUUUUGGAGCGGGAGAGGAAGUUCACUAUCAGGUUGUUCACCCUGCAGUUCUUCGCCCACUUCUCCUCCCUGGUGUACAUCGCCUUCAUCCUGGGCAGGAUCAAUGGUCACCCCGGGAAGUCCACGCGCCUGGCUGGUCUGUGGAAGCUGGAGGAGUGCCAUCUCAGCGGCUGCAUGAUGGACCUGUUUGUGCAGAUGGCCAUCAUCAUGGGUCUGAAGCAAACACUGAGCAACUGCAUAGAGUACCUGUGCCCGUGGCUGACCCACAAGUUCCGCUUGAUGACAGCCUGCACAGGCGGCCGCUGGCCCUGCGACCCCCAGCUCCAGGAAUGGCAGCGCAACUACCUCUUGAACCCCGUCACCACCUUCAGCCUGUUCGACGAGUUCAUGGAGAUGAUGAUCCAGUAUGGCUUCACCACCGUCUUCGUGGCUGCCUUCCCCCUGGCCCCUCUGCUGGCACUUUUCAGCAACCUCGUGGAGAUCCGCCUGGAUGCCAUCAAGAUGGUCCGGCUGCAGAGGCGCCUGGUGCCACGCAAAGCCAAGGACAUCGGAACCUGGCUGCACGUGCUGGAGACCAUUGGUGUUCUGGCGGUCAUUGCCAAUGGGAUGGUCAUUGCCUUCACCUCUGAGUUCAUCCCCCGAGUGGUCUACAAGUACCGCUAUGGCCCGUGUCGACAGGGGAACCAGCCUGCGGAAGACUGCCUCAAGGGCUAUGUCAACCACAGCCUGUCCGUCUUCUACACCAAGGACUUCCAGGACCCUGUUGAGGGCUUUGAAAAUGUGACCGAGUGCAGGUACCGGGACUACCGCAACGCACAUGACUACAACCUCUCAGAGCAGUUCUGGUUCCUCCUGGCCAUCCGCCUGGCUUUCGUUAUCCUCUUUGAGCACGUAGCCUUGUGCAUCAAGCUCAUUGCCGCGUGGUUCGUGCCUGACGUCCCCCAGUCGGUGAAGAACAAGGUUCUGGAGGAGAAGUACCGGAUAUUGUGUGAUAAGAUGCGCUCCAGCUCCAAGAGCACAGAUGUGUAGGCGACCUGGAGCGGGCGGAGAGGUGCUGGCGCCAGAGGCCCCGUCUUGCAGCUGUCUCCAUCUCCACGUCCUGGCCCUGCCCAUGGCUGUGUGUGUGUGUGUGUGUGUGUGUGUGUAGGUGCUCUAAGAAGGCCUUGUCUGUGUGGAGUCCUGGGAGAUCUGUAAUAUGUGGGUGUCCUCGGGGUCCAUGUUCAUGAUGUACAUGUGGCUGCACGUGGGAUAUCUGAGGAAGCUGUAUAUCAUGUACGGUCUUGGUAGGCCCUUGGGUAGGUGGGGGUCAUCUCUGAACAGUACAGGUGUGCCUGUGGGGCCUGCGCCAUCUCUGUUAGGGCUCAACUUGGCACAGCCCUGACCUGAAUCCUGGGUGAUCCUGGCAUCCACAGAAUUGGGAGGACUUCUCAUGCAGCCCCAAUGCAUGAAAGUUGGCCCAAGUUUCCUGGGCCUCCCUCUGACAUCUGGGCCCCAGAUCCUGCUCUACCCCAUCUGGAGGAUGGGAAGCCCCAUCACUGUUCUGGCUCCUCCCUGGAUGGAACUGGUUCCCCUCAGCCAGUGGAACUUUUUAUAAUAAAAUUUAACAUGCAGUGUU
Sciurus carolinensis (gray squirrel) is the source of this 2933-nucleotide messenger RNA. It is a transcript of the gene Ano9, whose product is annotated as anoctamin 9. Gene Ontology annotation, molecular function: chloride channel activity. The record is from RefSeq and is a predicted model, not a curated record. The transcript is spliced from 24 exons. The coding region runs from base 110 to 2347 and encodes 745 amino acids. NCBI's taxonomy places the organism in Eukaryota, Metazoa, Chordata, Mammalia, Rodentia, Sciuridae. Gene Ontology annotation, cellular component: plasma membrane. Gene Ontology annotation, biological process: chloride transmembrane transport.